AGUUCCCAGACAAAUGAUGCGAUUAGGCAGUUCGUGUACAGCAUAAAUGUAAAAGCAGCGAACGCCAGAAGUCCGUUCGGAGAGCUGCGGCUGCGCUUCGCUCUCGGCUCCUUUGCUCUGGUCUGGUUGUUGUCCGCACGCACGCGUCAGGCCGAGCGAGGCUCAUCGAUUGAUCGGGUCUGCUGGCUGUAAUUCGGCUCUGAACCGCAGUCCUCAGUGCGAGGUCCCGCCCGUCUGUCCGAGCGAGGUUCGGCGACCUGCAGGCGAACCAGGCGGAACCGGCGCAGCCAGCGAGGCCAAGUACGAGUGCGAUGCUUGGGGGACGGGCAAGGGACUGAGGCCAUGGGCUGUACCUCGGCCAAGCAGGUGUCGGCCGUGCCCAGCGACGAGGAGGGCCGGGGCAAGGCCUACAGCAACGGGGACCUCUUCAGCGAUGAGUAUAGGAUGAAGGGAGUGGAGGAGGUGAAGUACCUGCGUGGCAGAGAAGAGGACAGAGUCAACAGUCGCAACUCAGAGAACCUGGAGAAGAGCGCCGUGGCCUGCAGGAGCAAACAGAACAAGGAGGUGCCGGGCGGGAACGCCAGCAGGACCAAUAUCCACACGUCGGAGAGCCAGCAGGAGUUUUUCAGGAUGCUUGAUGAAAAGAUUGAGAAGGGACGGGACUACUGCUCUGAAGAAGAGGAUGUGACAUAGCAUGACGGUCCCCCCCCCCCGCCCCCGCUCGCCUGAGCCCUGAGAGAGUGCCUGUUGGAGUGCCUGAGUGUGCAAAGCCGUGCGACGUGAUGCUUGUUGAGAGCCUGCUGCCCUCAAAGACUGUCGGAUGCCAACCAAGCCAAACCCCAGCCGGUGGCCCCGCCUCUGUGCUGUGGCCCCGCCUCAGUGCUGCCACCCCACCUCACUCUGCUUGGCCCCGCCUCCUUGCUGUGGCCCCGCCUCUUUGCUGUGGCCCCACCUCACUCCACUUGGAACCCACCUCCUGGAGGAAGGAGGAGAGGUCAGUCGAGGACCCAUGGAGACCCUGCCGCUCCCUGUUCUGGAGUUUGGAGAGCUGAACACCCCCCCGCUGCUCCCUUCCUUGCCAAACUGAAGUGUCCCUGGGCACCCCAGUGUGCUGACACUGUCUCCCCUUCAGAGGGAAAGCGGACAGGACGAGCUCGCAGCCUCCCCUCCUCCCUCACUUCCUCUUCGUUUGUUUAUUUUUUCUUUUUUAUUGCUCCUCCAAAGAAGAAGUGAGACUGGGAUGGAGGGAUGGCCUGUGUUAGCGCCCCCUACCAGUUCCAGGCAGCAGCGGAGGGCUCAGCGCUAAUGUGAUUCAGGUGUACUCAGAGGACAUCAGCUGAAAGCGGAUACUUUAAUUAGAGAGAGAUAAGGGGGAGAACGGAGUUUGUCAUUUUAAUCUCCUGCCUUCCAGUGAACUCUAUUUUUAUUUUCCAAGUGUUGCUUUUUUAUUUUUUAUUUUUUUAAAGUAUUUCUUUAGCUUCUAUCAUAACUCACCAGCAGUGCCAGUUAAGUCCCCACCCCCCCCCCCCCCCCCUCCGGAUGGAUUUAGGUUCUUCCCCUUAUGGUUUAGUCCCACCCACACCCUAAACACACAUUAAAGGUACUUCAUUCUACAGUACACACCGCUUCCAUGUCCACCUGUGCCGGAGCCCCACCUGGGCCGCAAUCCCACCCAGGCUGUCAUACAUUUAUCCUGGAACACACAUGCAUGCACUGCCCACGCAAGACCACCACACCCAGAACAAAGAGAGAGCGGCUCCAUCCAGUGCUUCUGUCAUCAUCAUCAUUACUGGAUCCUUU
Molecule: messenger RNA, 1800 nt
Organism: Brienomyrus brachyistius
Lineage: Eukaryota; Metazoa; Chordata; Actinopteri; Osteoglossiformes; Mormyridae
Exons: 6
Coding region: 343-693 (116 amino acids)
Source: RefSeq, a predicted model, not a curated record